GUCAUCGUUAGAGCGACGAGGAGAAGAAGCGAUAGGGUAGACCGCUCAAACAGCAUCGAAGAUGUUGUCUCAAACAUCGAAGGACAUCCUUUCGGGGAUCGUCGCUGCGAACGCACAGGUGCUCGUCGGCCAGCCCUUCGACAUAGUGAAGGUGCGGCUACAAACUGCUCCUGAUGGCACAUACAAGGGAAUGGUCGACUGUGCUACUCGCAUCAUUUCGAAAGAGGGACCGCUUGCUUUCUACAAGGGAACCUUGACACCCCUACUCGGCGUCGGAGCCUGCGUAUCGAUCCAAUUCGGGGUUAUGGAGGAGCUCAAGCGGAAAUUUACGGCGUACAACCUCCGCGAUAAGACAAACAGCUCUGCCACGCUCACCAGACCUCAGCUGUACACAGCAGGUGCAAUUGCCGGCAUUGCCAAUAGUGUCGUUGCCGGCCCGGUCGAGCACAUUAGGAUCCGUCUCCAAGCGCAACAGACCAAGGUUUACAACGGACCGUUAGAUUGCAUCAAGAAAAUCGUUAGCCAAGCCGGCUUAUCUGGCAUCUACCGUGGGCAGGUCCCAACGCUCUUGAGAGAAGGGCAAGGUAUGGGUGUCUAUUUCCUGACUUAUGAAGCGCUAGUUCAACAAAGCCUGAAGCGGUCGGGGCUGACGCGCAAAGAGCUGCCGACGACGCAUGCGAUGCUCUUUGGUGCAUCGGCUGGCGUCGCGCUCUGGCUCAGCGCCUACCCGCUCGACAUUGUCAAGACUCGCAUGCAGACGGACGCACUCAACCCCGCCGAACGCCAGUACAAAGGGCCGCUCGAUUGCGCGCGCCAGAUCUACCGAAGUGCUGGCGUCGGCGGCUUCUUCCGCGGCCUGACGCCCACGCUGGUCCGUGCGCCGUUUGCCAACGCCGCCACCUUUGUCGCUUUCGAGUGGGCUGCGAGGAACCUUUCGGCUUGGUAGAUGGCGGCGGCGCUCACAGGAUUCCGACGAUAGAGGCCGUAAACCAGCCGUUGAUAGAACCCAAGCAUGAUGCAACGCGUCCGUGUUGCCGCGUACGUUUGCGCCCCAAAGAGAACUUGGUGGAGGUUUCUACGGUACAAGGGCAGAACGUUUACAUACGUAUUUCCACCGAUUUGGGAAACGGCAGCGGAGCAUGAGAGAGAACAAAGGUGAGGAGAGUCUGAGAAGCGAGGCAGCAGAGCGUGAGAUGGGACCGACCGUCCGUCAGGCCGCCUUGGCGAAUCCAACGGCGU
Messenger RNA from Tilletiaria anomala UBC 951, 1239 nucleotides. Its product is annotated as putative YMC1-protein of the mitochondrial carrier family. The transcript has 7 exons. Bases 62 to 946 code for a protein of 294 amino acids. Lineage: Eukaryota; Fungi; Basidiomycota; Exobasidiomycetes; Georgefischeriales; Tilletiariaceae. The record is from RefSeq and is a predicted model, not a curated record. Gene Ontology annotation, biological process: mitochondrial L-ornithine transmembrane transport. Gene Ontology annotation, molecular function: L-ornithine transmembrane transporter activity.